AUGGCGGCAGUGGAGAAGCGGCGGCAGGCCGUGGCCUCGGCGGCGUCCCGGGCAGCGGUGGCGGCGGCCGACAGCGAGGAGGACUUCCUGCGGCAGGUCGGCGUGACGGAGAUGCUGCGCGCGGCGCUGCUGAAGGUGCUGGAGGCGCGGCCCGAGGAGCCCAUCGCCUUCCUGGCGCACUACUUCGAGAACGUAGGCCUGCGCUCGCCAGCGAACGGCGGCGCCGGGGAGCCCCCGGGCCAGCUCCUGCUGCAGCAGCAGCGCCUGGGCCGCGCGCUGUGGCACCUGCGCCUGGCUCACCACUCGCAGAGGACAGCUUUCAACAACAAUGUCAGCGUGGCCUAUGAGUGCCUGAGUGCCAGCGGGCGCAAGAAGCAGCCGGGGCUGGACGGGCGCACCUACAGCGAGCUGCUCAAGCGCAUCUGCAGGGACGGCGAGGCCCCCGAGGAGGUGGUGGCACCGCUGCUACGCAAGAUCCAGUGCCGCGACCACGAGGCGGUGCCGCUGGACGUGUUCCGCGCCGGCAUGCUCACCUGCUUCGUGCUGCUGGAGUUCGUGGCGCGGGCCGGUGCCCUCUUCCAGCUGCUGGAGGAGCCAGCCCUGGCCGCAGCCGACCGCCGCGUGGCCCAGGCCGCGCUGGACAGCCUGGAGGGCGCCCUGCAGGCCGGCGAUGGUGCCAACGUGCCCGCCCACUACCUGGAGGCCGGCUCGCGCCUGGGGCCUGACGGGCUGGCCCUGGCCAUGCAGCGCGCUGCGGCGGGGAGGCGGCCCUGUGUGCCCAUGAUGCGCGACGAGUUCCUGGGGAAGGCCGCUGCCCUCUUCAUCGCCAAGGUCAAGCCGGUGGGCUGAGCAGACCCAGGGUGGGACACGGAUCACAGCCAGGACUGGGGUGUCCCCACGCCCAGACGAGGACGUGGAACGACACCCCCGGCCCCCUAGGGAAGAGGCCGGGCUCCCAGGAAGGGGACCCCCUCCCCGCACACCCUGGCUGCCUCCUGCCAGCCCCUCCUCCACCCACACAGGCUCCUGGCCCCAGAGUAAUAAAGUCUGUCACCCAGGCUGACCCUGGUGUGUAUGCCCACGUGCCACUCCCCAGCCCCUGUCUUUGAUCAGCCUCGUAAUUACUGCACCCCAGGAGCGCCAGGCCCCUUGGGCUUGGUUUUGUGGGCGCAGAGGGCCUGGAACACCCAGCAAGGUCCUGCUGAGGGUGGGGCCACCCCCUCGGGAAUGCAGGACCCUAGCCCUGCCCUCCCCAAGUAGUUCCUCCCUAGGCCUUGGUUUCCCCAGCUGUCAAACGAAGAGGUCAGCUGGACAGAUGGUAGUGGCAUCGAUGACAGCUCCAAGGCUUUUAAGCAACUGCAGCGUCUUAUUUGAUUCUCACCACUGCCCUACGAGGAAGGUAAAUUACAACCUCAUUUGGCAGAUGGGGAAAUCGAGGCCCAGGCAGGUGGACGGUCUCACCGCCAGCAAGAGACCGCCCCAGAAUACACACCCUAGUCUGCCUCCCACCACCCACCCUAGGUCCAUUCGGAACCCACACAUAUCUGUGAGCUUCAGCCAAUGAAUAUUUACCAAGCACCCCCUUGGCAUCCCACCACCAGGAACGGGAAUACUUGGAUGGAGAAUUCUACAGGGAGCAGAAAGAAAAAUCUGCAAUCAGAUUCCCAGCUAGGAGGACUGCUGGCAGGUGACUUCAUGCUCCUGGCCUCAGUCUCUCCCUCUGUUAAGUGGGACUUAUGGCUAACCCUGUUCUGAUUGAGUGAGCUCCCAGGAGAACAGAAUUUUAAAAUUUUUUUAUGAGCUCGGUGAUGAUGUCAGAGAUGCCCCCGUCACUGUUUCCCAGCAUUGAGCUUGGCACAGGGUGGGCAGUGAGUGAAUUGUGGGGAACUCUUUCCAAAAUCAGCCACAGAGCUAUUUUCACGCCUUCUGCCACUUCCCCCUCAGAGCAGGUGGAGGGGCAGAGCCUGCCCCUCCCCAGACUCGAGCAGCUUCCUAGGCCCCGUCACAAGAGGCAACAGGGUCUCCCCUGGCCGUCUCCUGGGAUCCCCGCCCUGGGACUUGGGUGGGGGCCCUGCCUGGCAGCUCCUGCUUUGCAGAUUCAUUAGCUAAAUAAAUGACUAUAUUGUUUCAAGCUGCUAA
Molecule: messenger RNA, 2139 nt
Organism: Galeopterus variegatus (Sunda flying lemur)
Lineage: Eukaryota; Metazoa; Chordata; Mammalia; Dermoptera; Cynocephalidae
Gene: TPGS1
Product: tubulin polyglutamylase complex subunit 1
Exons: 2
Coding region: 1-849 (282 amino acids)
Biological process (GO): protein polyglutamylation
Molecular function (GO): microtubule binding
Source: RefSeq, a predicted model, not a curated record